This is a messenger RNA of Tigriopus californicus, 1456 nucleotides long. RefSeq names its product glycosyl hydrolase YngK-like. Bases 155 to 1393 code for a protein of 412 amino acids. Lineage: Eukaryota; Metazoa; Arthropoda; Copepoda; Harpacticoida; Harpacticidae. The transcript is spliced from 5 exons. The record is from RefSeq and is a predicted model, not a curated record.
UAAUGAAGUCACAAACUGACCCCAAUUUGACACGAAGGUGUCAAUAUUUGUUCCUAUCUCUGUUUCCCAUCAAUGACAUGUUAGUCUAGUAUUACUCGUUGACACUGACGGAAGUGGUGGGUUGCCAAGUGGCUCUCUCUACACACAACUGCCAAUGAAGGCUGUUCCAAUUCUUUCUUUGGCAAUCUGGACCCUGAGCUGGGUUGAUGGGGUUUGGACGGGCACAAAUCCUGAGUUUCGAGGCAUGUACGUGGCAACCGUGGAAAACAUUGACUGGCCGUUGAGUAGCACGGGUUCCACCGAUGAGCAGAAGGCUCAAAUCAUCGACAUCUUGGAUGCUAUGGAAGAGAUGAAUAUGAACGCGGUUUUGUUCCAGGUGAGACCAGUGGGAGACGCCUUGUACAACUCCACAUAUGAGCCCUGGUCCCAAUAUUUGACGGGAAAGCAAGGUCUGGCACCUGAACCGUUUUACGACCCUUUAGAGUUUAUGGUGGAUGAGGCUCAUUUGAGAGGAAUAGAAGUUCACGUGUGGCUGAAUCCAUAUCGGGCAGGCUCAAAUGUCGUCUUUGAAGAUCUGGCUGAAAAUCAUAUGUGCAAGAAACUCAGUCAGUAUUGCUACACGUACGGUCGAUUUUUUUGGAUGGAUCCUGGAUCACCCGAGGUGGCUGAUCAAUUGAUCCUCGUUUUAGAAGACAUUCUCGCUAGGUAUAACGUGGACGGUGUUCACUUUGAUGACUACUUUUAUCCGUAUCCAGAAGCAGUGGACUUUCCAGAUCAAGACACAUACACCAUGUACGGCAACGAUAUGGAACUUGGAGAUUGGCGACGGGACAAUGUGAACCGCAUGGUCCAGCGUUGUUAUGAAACGGUUCACAGGAUUCGCUCUCAAGCCGUUUUCAGCAUCAGUCCUUUUGCUUUGUACAAGCCAGGCCAAGAGGGUGGAAUGCCCCCUCCUUUGAAUGGCUUCGAUCCAUUCGAAGGCCAAUAUGCCGACACAAAAUUAUGGCUCCAACAAGGGUGGGUGGAUUUCAUGGCACCCCAGAUUUACUUCAGGAACGAACCCGAGUCCACCAGUUUUCCAUUAAUUCUUGAUUGGUGGCUUCAGGAAGAUGUCAACCCAUUGAACAGACACGUCUAUGCAGCUAUUGCGGCCUACCGAGCCAUCUUGGAGGGAUGGAAUGUUUCAGACAUAUUAGAACAAGUGGAAAUGACACGUGAUGACAUCAGACGAGAUCAAGGAUCCUUGGGUAACAUUCAGUACAGUGCCAAGUACUUCAGAGACAACCAAAUGGGCAUAAAAACCGAGUUUAUCAACAUCAACCCUGGUCCAGCUCUCAUUCCACCAAAGCCCUGGCUGGAUGAGGAACGUGUCCAAGGCAAAAGGUCAACUUAGACUCAAUGAACACGAGCCGAAUCGUACGAUCUUGGAAUUUGGAAUAAAUAUCAUGUUACUUGA